AUGAUUUCUGAGGCGCUCGGUUUGCUGCUUGGCCAAAUUGCUAUCCUGUCAAUGACACGUUUUUUUAAGGCUUUUCCAAAGCCAUGGGUUCAUAAGUAUGCACAUCCGCUUGUUCGACGAUUUCUUAGAUGCGAUAUGCCGAACGAUCCUUUGAAUAGGACGCAAUUAGAAUCAAUUUGCGUUCCAAUUCCAUCUGCAACAUUCCGAAGACAUUAUAUGAGAAUGCAAAUUAUCAUUGAUUCGAUCAACAAAGCGUUACUUAAACUAUGCAACUAUGAUAAGCAAUUAAUCAAAUUUGAGGAAACAUUUAUUGGUUCAGCGAUUAUAUUAGCUAUUAUUUUUGGUAUUCUUCUAACGAUAUUGUUAUGGCUACGACGUUUAUCGUAUGCAUUGCCUAAUGAAUUUCCACCAAAUAAUAAAGGAAAUGAGCAAAAAUAUAAUUGUUCGAAGCCAAAGGAAACAUAUCGAGAAACAUCAAACUCAGUAUAG
Cercopithifilaria johnstoni is the source of this 489-nucleotide messenger RNA. The record is from the annotation of a GenBank genome assembly. Lineage: Eukaryota; Metazoa; Nematoda; Chromadorea; Rhabditida; Onchocercidae.